UAGACGGAGAUGGCAGUGGUGAUCAAAGAUGACAGAGUCGGAUAACAGACAGCUAAGGUGACAGACUGACUAUUCACCAGAUAAAAGCUCAUAGCAUCACCAAUCCCGCCACCAGAAACGCGUCUGCUGCCGUUUCUGCAGACCUGUGCGAAGUUGCCAGGCCCGCCGAUAAUUAGAAUAAUUUUCGAGUAUAAGAAAGCAAAGUUUCACAAACUCUGCAUCAUCCUCAACCUCAAUCACAGGACCAACAUUUGACAAAGUCGUCCGCGCGGCGGGGUUCAUCUCUUCAAGGGACUGCCGCUGCAAUGCCCGACUCGUGUUUUAAAGUACAGAUUAGGAAAGUCCACGCCUGCGCAUCUUGAACACUGCAUGACGUGACGUCGGAGCAUGAAGACAUCCGAGAUCUGGUUCGGCAAACUAAUUGUACAUUGCAGUGAAGCUCUGGAUCUAGCUCAAGUUGAUUGAGGUUGAUGUGAAGUAUUGGAAGGAAGCUUUCUGGCCUAUUUUAAAAAGUUCUGAGCGUGCUGGCGAUUUAAAAUGCGCUGAGAACCCCGCUAUGAAACAGCAUGUUAUCACGAUGUCGCACCAAGAAUACCAAACGAAAAUCUCUAAUAAUCGCCCAGUCCUUGCCGGAAACGUACAAGCGCAAGCUUCACCAGUCAAAGAACGUCCGAACGAAUGUCCGAAACCUGGAAAGCGAGAGGGUACUGAAACCUUGCCAAGUGGAAUAGUGGAGGCUACUUCAGACCUUGAACGUAGACACUUAUGGAAGGUUUCCGAAAACGAUGCAGCCAUGUCUCAAAACCUUCUUGCUAUGGCUGUUGGUAUCAAGCAGAAAAGCAAUGUGGAUAAAAUUAUCCAGAAGUUCCCCGCAGACAAUUUUACGAUCAUGCUCUUCCACUACGAUGGACAAGUAGACGCGUGGAUGGAUAUGGAGUGGACUCCUCAAGCAAUUCAUGUAAUGGCUGCCAAUCAGACAAAAUGGUGGUAUGCCAAGCGGUUUCUGCACCCGGACAUCGUCGCGAGGUACAAUUAUAUAUUCCUCUGGGACGAAGAUCUCGGGGUGGAAGUUUUCCACGCUGACAGAUAUCUAAACAUCAUGGAAGAUGAAGGACUUGAGAUUUCUCAGCCUGCCCUCGCUUCAAGCUCUUCAGAGGUUCACCACAUUUUAACUGUACGCCAACCCACAGAGAGAGUUCACAGACGCUUGAUAACAGGAACUGGAUGGAACUCAUGUAACGCCAAUAGCACCGGUCCUCCGUGUAUAGGAUCUUCUGAAAAAAAUCCUGUGUUUUCUCGGGCUGCGUGGAGGUGCACUUGGUACAUGAUUCAGAAUGACUUAGUUCAUGCCUGGGGUCUAGACUACAAGCUUGGUUACUGUGCCCAGGGAGUUCGCAGUGAGAAAGUGGGUAUCAUCGACAGUGAAUAUAUUGUUCACGAAGGCAUUCCCUCCUUGGGAGGUCAACCUCAUGACAAGACUGCAGAGAGUCAAACAAAUCUGAGGACUGCUAACGUGCUUGACGCUAGCCUCCUGGAUCCCGACGCUGUGGACACUCGAGGAGAGAUUAGAAAUAGAUCUAAUGUUGAGUUGCAAGCGUUCUCACGACGAUGGAGAAGAGCAGCUGCAAGCGAUCCAGAAUGGAUGGAUCCAUUCAAAGUAGAGCUUCCGUCCGAAGAAAACCAUUACGCUGUUGAAACCAAGCCAGAUGGAAGAUUUGCUCCUGUUGAUCCGUCGGCAAAGCAAGCCAAGAAAGCCUCGAGAAAUAAAGCCAGAGGACCGAAUAGGACAGGGUAAUGGAAACAACCUCAAAGGAGCUGAUCAUUUUUCCUACACUGCAGAGGCCGUAAGAGGUCAAGCGGGCGCCAGAUGCUUUUUCUGUCGCUUUAAGUAGGGGUGGUAUAGCGUAAUGCUCCGUCCUUAAAUUGUACAAUUUACAAUUGUCUCAUGCACCUCAUCGUUGCGUUCACUUUGAGCUCAGAUGGCUACUGUCCAGCGAAAAUGAACGGAGCAUAUAUCUUCUGUGUUAGGACUCAAUUGCUUCUAUAUGCUACCUUCGGUUUAGAUUUAGGUCGUCAACGCUGAUAUAGCUAAGAGGGGUCCUUUCAAUGCAACUCAAGGAUAUUAUUAGGAACAAGACUGUCACCGAGAUCGACUGAGCGGAAGCUUUGCUGCGACGACAAUCAUCCAGCAUUCCAGGCCGUCUUGAAGAUGCCUAACGUUGGAAAUGGAUCUACCACAGUUUUAUCGACUUUGUCCCGGUUGUCGAGGUCUAGUGAGGAGGCAGUCGACCUGGAAUGGUUUGUUAGCGGGGCUGUAAACGAAAAAUGAGUUGUGAGUUCUACGGUGAAGUUUCGAAGAUGAUGUUGAAUGAUUGCAGCUGAGAUGAGAAAAAGAGCAAAAACUGAAUGUUGCAAACGCGAUUUUCUUUUCCAGUCAGUGUGUGAUUCUCUUCUAUAAUUGUGUCAGGCCUAACUGUUUCUAUUGGUUCUAUA
Marchantia polymorpha subsp. ruderalis is the source of this 2493-nucleotide messenger RNA. NCBI's taxonomy places the organism in Eukaryota, Viridiplantae, Streptophyta, Marchantiopsida, Marchantiales, Marchantiaceae. The record is from the annotation of a GenBank genome assembly.